GUCUAACCUACGUGGCAUGCCACGUGUGCGUGUGCCACGUGCACGAUGAGAUGGGAUUAGUGAGAGGGGCAGGGUGGGUGCCGCAGCUCCUGCACGCCACUACCGUCACUCCCUUCUUGCGCUGCCGCCGCUCCCUCCGUGUGCCAACGCCGCCGUCGCUGCCCCCUCCGUGCGCCGCCGUCGCUCCCACUGCCUGCUGCCCCCUCCCUCCCUCUGCGCAUCAGCGCCGCUGUCAGAAUCCAGACAGCAUUCAGAGGCUUCCUGGCGAAGAAGGCGCUGGUGAAGCUGCAGGCGCUGGUGCGUGGCUUCCUCGUUCGCCGGCAGGCCGCCGCCACGCUGCAGAGCAUGCAGGCGCUCAUCGCGCGCAGGCCACCGUGCGCGCCCACUGCAUCGGCGCCGGCGCCGCCGCCCAUCUCCCUCACAUCCACCACGCUCCCUUUUGGCCCCGCCGCUCGCUGGUACGCCGCUGGCGAAAUCUCGCCGACGACAUCACCAUGUAUAUAUUCGCCGUACUAGUUCUGUUCGAUCUUGACGUUGUGUGUUGGCGAUGGAUGCAGCAGGAGAGGUGCGCCACCGACGAUACGAGGAGCGAGCACGGCGUAGCGGCGUACAGCCGGCGGCUGUCGACGAGCAUCGAGUCGUCGUCGUACGGGUACGACCGGAGCCCCAAGAUCGUGGAGGUGGACAUUGGGAGGCCCAAGUCGCGGUCGUCGUCGUCGCGGCGGGCGAGAUCCCCACUGCUCGACGCCGGGUGCGCGAGCGGCGGCGAGGAGUGGUGCGCCAACUCCAUGUCGUCGCUGCUGCCGUGCUACCUCCCCGGCGGCGCUGCCGCACCGCCGCCCCGCAUCGCCGUCCCGACGUCACGCCACUUCCCGGACUACGACUGGUGCACGCUGGAGAAGGCCCGGCCGGCGACGGUGCAGAGCACGCCGCGCUACGCGCACGCGCCGCCGAAGCAGCGGCCGUAGCCGCGGCUGCCGCUGCUCCUCAUCCCUCCGCGCACCAAAGCCGUCCCUCCCUCCCUUCCGCCAUCUCUGCUGCAUUUGUCGGUCGCCGUGCAGCGUUGUCGUUGUCACUAACCAUGGCGACCGGAUCUGGCGACCUCGCUGUCCUCGUCGCCACCACGGUCCCCCGACAGUCGUGAGGAGAGUGGAGAGACCUCGAGCUCGCCAAUGGAGAGGGGAGAGAGCUCGAGCUUGUUGUCCUCUGCCACACGGAGCUCGACGCUGCCGAUACCGUCGCCCUUCGCCUAGGAGUUCGUUGGGGAGGAGAGAGGUGGCCCGAUCUGCGCAGAGAGAGAGAGAGAGAAAGAGAGAGAGGAAAGGCGAUGCCGCCAGGGAUGAGAGAGGCGGCGCUGCCGCCGGCGGUGAGCGGAGUGGGAGGGGAGGCGUCGGUGGCGUCAGGCCAUCUCCGUCAGUGGGGAAAAGGAGGUGGGGAGGGGAUGAGAGGGGAAUAAGAAGGAAGAAAAAAAAUAAAAAAAGUCUAUGUUAUCGUCCACAUUGCGUGCCACGUAGGCAACACCAUGGUCAAACCAGAUUUUAGACCAGGAUGAUACAAUAAACCAAGUUUAAAGA
This is a messenger RNA of Oryza sativa Japonica Group (Japanese rice), 1574 nucleotides long. RefSeq lists its product as uncharacterized. Lineage: Eukaryota; Viridiplantae; Streptophyta; Magnoliopsida; Poales; Poaceae. The record is from RefSeq and is a predicted model, not a curated record.